Molecule: messenger RNA, 666 nt
Organism: Branchiostoma floridae (Florida lancelet)
Lineage: Eukaryota; Metazoa; Chordata; Leptocardii; Amphioxiformes; Branchiostomatidae
Exons: 1
Coding region: 1-666 (221 amino acids)
Source: RefSeq, a predicted model, not a curated record
AUGGCCAACCCGUUUCUCUAUGCUCUUCUCGGGAGGAACUUUCGACAUCAGCUAAAAAAGAUGUUUUGCUGCAAACAGCGGGAGAACAGGAAACAUUGGAGACCAAAGAGCGAAGCUUCGACGGACAUGACACUAACAAGACAUGUAGUAGAAGCAACAGAACAUGCUAUAGGACAGGCAGAUGUGACGGAACAGGCCCAGGAUACAGGUGGGACAGGACAGGCCCAUGACACAGGUGGGACAGAAAGGACCAAGGCUACAGACGGGACAGAAAGGACCAAGGCUACCGACAGGACAGAAAGGACCAAGGCUACCGACAGGACAGAAAGGACCAAGGCUACUGACGGGACAGAAAGGACCAAAGCUACUGACGGGACAGAAAGGACCAAGGCUACUGACGGGACAGAAAGGACCAAGGCUACCGACGGGACAGAAAGGACCAAGGCUACUGUCGGGACAGAAAGGACCAAGGCUACCGACGGGACAGAAAGGACCAAAGCUACCGACGGGACAGAAAGGACCAAGGCUACUGACGGGACAGAAAGGACCAAGGCUACCGACGGGACAGAAAGGACCAAGGCUACUGACGGGACAGAAAGGACCAAGGCUACCGACGGGACAGAAAGGACCAAAGCUACCGACGGGACAGAAAGGACCAAGGCUUAA